Gastrolobium bilobum is the source of this 2944-nucleotide messenger RNA. RefSeq names its product DNA-directed RNA polymerase subunit beta''-like. The transcript has a single exon. Gene Ontology annotation, molecular function: DNA-directed RNA polymerase activity; DNA binding. Gene Ontology annotation, biological process: DNA-templated transcription. The record is from RefSeq and is a predicted model, not a curated record. The coding region runs from base 20 to 2944 and encodes 974 amino acids. NCBI's taxonomy places the organism in Eukaryota, Viridiplantae, Streptophyta, Magnoliopsida, Fabales, Fabaceae.
UCGGAAUAAGGAGGUACUUAUGGCAGAACGGGCAAAUUUAGUCUUUCACAAUAGAGUGAUAGGUGGAACUGCCAUUAAACGGCUUAUUAGUAGAUUAAUAGAUCACUUUGGAAUGGCAUAUACGUCACACAUCCUAGAUCAAGUAAAAACUCUGGGGUUUCGUCAAGCUACUGUUACAUCCAUUUCAUUAGGAAUUGAUGACCUUUUAACAGUACCCUCUAAGGGAUGGCUAGUCCAAGAUGCUGAACAACAGCGUUUCAUUUUAGAAAAACAUCAUCGUUAUGGAAAUGUAUAUGCGGUAGAAAAAUUACGUCAAUCGAUUGAGAUAUGGUAUGCUACAAGUGAAUAUUUGCGACAAGAAAUGAGUUUCAAUUUUAAGAUGACUGACUCUCUUAAUCCAGUCCAUAUAAUGUCUUUUUCAGGAGCUAGAGGAAAUGCAUCUCAAGUACACCAAUUAGUAGGUAUGCGAGGGUUAAUGUCGGAUCCACAAGGACAAAUGAUAGAUUUACCCAUCCAAAGCAAUUUACGCGAAGGAAUUUCUUUAACAGAAUAUAUAAUUUCUUGCUAUGGAGCCCGCAAAGGGGUUGUAGAUACUGCUGUACGAACAUCAGAUGCUGGAUAUCUUACACGCAGACUUGUUGAAGUGGUUCAACACAUUGUUGUACGUCGAACAGAUUGCGGUACCAUUCGAGGGAUUUCUGUAACUACCCGGAAUGGAAUGAUGUCGGAAAGAGUUUUGAUACAAACAUUAAUUGGUCGUGUAUUAGCAGACGACAUAUAUAUAGGUUCAAGAUGCAUUGCCGUUAAAAAUCAAGAUAUUGGGAUUGGACUUAUCAAUCGAUUCAUAACCUUUCAAACACAACCAAUAUCGAUUCGAACCCCCUUUACCUGUAGGAAUACAUCUUGGAUCUGCCGAUUGUGUUAUGGUCGAAGUUCUACUCAUGGUGACCUGGUGGAAUUGGGAGAAGCUGUAGGUAUUAUUGCAGGCCAAUCUAUUGGAGAACCGGGCACUCAACUAACAUUAAGAACUUUUCAUACUGGCGGAGUAUUCACGGGGGGUACUGCAGAACAUGUGCGAGCCCCUUCUAAUGGAAAAAUAAAAUUUAAUGAGGAUUUGGUUCAACCUACACGUACACGUCAUGGGCAUCCCGCUUUUCUAUGUUAUAGAGACUUGUAUGUAACUAUUGAAAGUGACGAUAUUAUACAUAACGUGACUAUUCCACCUAAAAGUUUUCUAUUAGUUCAAAAUGGUCAAUAUGUGGAAUCAGAACAAGUGAUUGCUGAGAUUCGCGCAGGAACAUACACUUUGAAUUUGAAAGAAAGGGUUCGAAAACAUAUUUAUUCUGAUUCGGGGGGGGAAAUGCAUUGGAGUACCAAUGUGGACCACGCAACUGAAUUUACGUAUAGUAAUGUACACGUCCUACCAAAAACAAACCAUUUAUGGAUAUUAUCAGGAAAGUCGUGCAGGUCCGGACCCACUUUUUUCUCACCCCGGAAGGAUCAAGAUCAAAUAAACAUUCACUCUCUUUCUACCGAAGAGAUAAAUAUUUAUAACCCUUCAGUAACUAAUGAUCAAGUAAGACAUCCAUUUUUCAGUUUCCAUUUUUCUGGUAAAAAAGAAAAGAGGAUUCCAGAUUAUUCAAUAUUUAAUCCAAUCAAAUGUAUGAAUCAUUGUCAUUUUACACAUUCUACUAUUUUCCACGAGACUUCGGAUUUAUUGUCAAAGAGGCGAAGAAAUAGAUUCAUCGCUCCAUUUCCAUUCCAAUCGAUUCAAGAACGAGACAAAGAACUGAUGGCCCCUUCCAGUAUAUCUAUUAAAAUACCUAUAAAUGGUAUUUUUCGAAGAAAUAGUAUUCUUGCUUAUUUCGACGACCCUCAAUACCGAACACAGAGUUUGGGAAUUACUAAAUAUAGGACUAUAGGAAGUCAUUUCAUUUCUAAAAAAGAGGAUUUAAUUGAGUAUCAGGGAAUCAAAGAAUUUAACCCAAAAUACCAAAUCAAAGUAGAUCCAUUUUUUUUCAUUCCCGAAGAAGUACAUAUUUUACCGGAACCUUCUUGCAUAAUGGUGCGGAACAAUAGUAUCGUGGGAGUAGAUACACCAAUCACUUUAAAUAAUCUAAGAAGUCGUGUAGGCGGAUUAGUCCGAGUGGAGAAAAAAAAGGGGGGGUUUGAAUUAAAAAUUUUUUCUGGAGAUGUUUAUUUUUAUGGGGAGAUGGAUAAGAUAUACCGGCACAGUGCCGUUUUGAUACCACCUGGAACGGUAAAAAAAAAAAAAUUUAAAGAAGUAACAAGAAUGAGAAAUUCGAUCUAUGUCCAAUGGAUCACAACGACCAAGAAAAAAUCUUUUGUUUUGGUUCGACCCGUAAUUCUAUAUGAAAUAGUGGAUGGUAUCAAUUUAGUAAAACUUUUCCCCAAAGAUCUGUUCCAAGAAAGAGAUAAUCUCGAACUUAAAGUUAUUCAUUAUAUUCUUUAUGGAAAUGGAAAAUCAAUUCGGAGAAUUUCUGGAACAAGGAUUCAAUUAGUUCGGACUUGUUUAGUUGUAAAUUGGGAUCACAAAAAAAAUAUUUCCUCUAUCGACGAGGCCCGCGCUUCUUUUGUUGCGGUAAAUACUAAUGGUUUGAUUGGAGAUUUCCUAAAAAUUAACUUAGUGAAAUCCCAUAUUUCAUAUAUCAGAAAAAGAAAUGAUCCGUUCAGUUCAGGAUUGAUCUCGAAUAAUGAGUCAGAUCGGAUCAAUAUCAAUCCAUUUUUUUCUACUUAUUUUUUUAAGACAAAAAUUCAACAAUCACUUAGCCAAAAUCAUGGAACUAUUCGUAUGUUGUUCAAUAGAAUGGAAUGCCGAUCUUUGAUAAUUUUGUCAUCAUCGAAUUGUUUUCAAACGGGACCAUUCAAUGAUGUAAAAUAUCAUAAUGGGAUACAGAAUGGGAUAAACGAAAUACAGGGUUGA